AUGGAUUUGGCCUUCAAGACUGAGCGCACGGGCUCGGAGAGUCCAUCACCUACGAACGAGAAAGCUAUCGGUACCAAAUAUGCCGAUGAAACUCUGCGCAUUCUUGAGCUCCAUGGAGACCUUGUUGGUCCAUUGACGCCAGAGAAGGAGAAACAGCUGCGACGCAAAUUGUACUGGCAUAUCUUCGGGCUGCUCUCCGCUAUUAACCUACUACUAUUUAUUGAUAAAUCUACUCUGGGCUACGCCGCUAUCCUCGGCCUGUUUGAAGAGACUGGAAUAACCAAGGCUGAAUACAACAAUCUUGGAACUUUCUUCUAUGUCGGUUAUAUCGUUGCACAAUGGCCGGGACAUUAUGCUAUGCAAAAAUUACCAUUUGGAAAGUUUGUCGCCGCUCUUGUCUUCAUGUGGGGUGUCAUCCUACUACUUCACUGCGUUGCCACAACGUAUGCCGGUCUUGUAGUUCUGCGAUUGGCUCUCGGUGCCGCUGAAUCUGUCGUUGUACCUGCGAUGGAAGUCACAAUCGGGAUGUUCUUUAAUCGCUACGAACAGUCAUUUCUCCAGCCCUUCCUUUGGUUGACGUCAGCAGCCGCACCUAUAUGUGCCGCGUUUAUCUCCUACGGGCUGCUUUGGAGUCAUAGCACUGUUCUGCCCUGGAAGCUAUUUAUGAUCAUCACUGGAGCUGUCUCGGUACUUCUUUCUGUCCUUGUUUGGUUUCGGUAUCCGAACAAUCCAGCUGAGGCUCAGUUCCUGUCACUCGAGGAAAAGAUCCACACUAUCAGACGAGUGCAUGAGUCAAGUCAAAGUUCUAUUGAACAGAAGCAGUUCAAGAAGAGCCAAUUUAUAGAGACGAUGCGUGACCCCAUUUCGUGGCUAUUUGCUCUGCAGUCCUUCACACUCAUGAUGUCUAAUAAUCUCACCUACGGACAACAAAAUCUCAUUACAAAGGCUCUUGGAGUGGACAGUUUGGGUUCCACUCUUGUGGCUGCAGCUGGCGGUGGUUUUGGUGUGCUAGUUUGUCUUGCAGGAGCCUAUGCCCUACGGUGGUGGCCUUCAAAUCUUGCCCUUCACGGACUCUUUUGGUGUAUACCUGCGGUUGCAGGUGGAAUUGGGAUGGUUGCCAUUGAUUGGGACCAGAAGCUAGGGAUGCUUGCUUGUCUAUUGCUGGCCGGACACACCUAUGGUAAUACAUACAUUAUCGCAUUGGGUUGGACUACAUCAUCUGCGGCCGGCUACACGAAGAAGUUGACCCGAAAUGUCAUGUUCAUGGUUGGUUAUUCCAUUGCGAAUAUUUGUUCUCCACAAAUAUGGGUUCCUAGCGACGCACCUCGCUAUUAUGGUGCCUGGAUCUCCAUGAUAGUGGUCAGCUGGGUGGGGACACCGAUGAUCCUUUUCAUUAUAAGGUUCAUAUUGAAACGCAGGAAUACUCACCGGAAGGCUUGGGCGGCAUCCUUGACUAGUGAAGAGAGAAAGUCUCAUGAAUUUGGGAUCGUGGAGGAACUUGAUGAAAAUGGGAAUAUGAUACGCAGGCAAGUUGAAAUUGCUAUGCUAGACAUGACUGAUAUGGAGAAUCUGUUCUUCAUCUAUCCUAUCUGA
Messenger RNA from Penicillium vulpinum, 1593 nucleotides. RefSeq lists its product as uncharacterized. The record is from RefSeq and is a predicted model, not a curated record. Gene Ontology annotation, biological process: L-cysteine transport; transmembrane transport. The coding region runs from base 1 to 1593 and encodes 530 amino acids. Gene Ontology annotation, cellular component: membrane. The transcript is spliced from 3 exons. Gene Ontology annotation, molecular function: L-cysteine transmembrane transporter activity. Lineage: Eukaryota; Fungi; Ascomycota; Eurotiomycetes; Eurotiales; Aspergillaceae.